AUGGGCUGGUUCUGGUCCAACAAAUCGGCCGAUGAGAAGGCAUCGUCAUCUCAGGCCUCACCUUUGCCUUCACAGCCUGACGCAGCGUCGUCAUCACUGCCAUCGCCACCGGCGGCUUCGCCAGAGAAGCCACCGACGGCAAACCCAGUCAAUGACGGCAACCCAGAAAACGACCCGGAAUUGCGCAAGCUCAUGGCCAUGUUCGAGAGCGGCGAGUUCGGGCUGGAGGAUCCCGGAAAGACGGCAAAUUCAUCGCUAUCAGCAACAGGAGCAGCACCCUCCAAACUCGCAUCAUGGAAGGCUGCCUGGUCGGCGUCGUCAGCGGGAGAGGCCUCUUCCCCCGUGGCCGAAGGCGAGGAGCCCUUUGAGCCCCGCGAGCGGUCCCUUGGCGAAGCCGUCCUGCCCGUGCACAUGUCCUGCCGACAGGCGUUUGACCUAGCCUGGGCAUGCCAGUCACCUGCGGGUCAGUGGCGCGCCGUGUACCGACAUGGUUCCGUUCGGCAGUGCAGCGACCUAUGGGACGACUUUUGGUUCUGCAUGCGUGUCAAGGGAUACGCCGAGGGUCCGAUGAAGGAAGAGACCGUGCGCAGCUACUACCGCAAGAAGGAGAUUGACCGGUACUAUCUGCCGGGUAAGCCGUCGAGUGAGGACGUGUGGCGCAGCCGGACCGUCGAUGAGGUGUUGCCACCAGGAGCCGUGUUCCAAAACGACUUUAACGUUGUUGUGGGCGGCAAUGGCGGUGAUAGCGGUCAGAAGCAGCAGACAGACGCACCGGUUGAUGACAACGGCCGCGAGGAUGCCAGCAAGAUUUUGGCCGAUGCAGAACGGCGCCGGCGUAUCCGGGAGCAGAUGGGCUACAACAAGUGA
Sporothrix brasiliensis 5110 is the source of this 867-nucleotide messenger RNA. RefSeq lists its product as uncharacterized. The record is from RefSeq and is a predicted model, not a curated record. Bases 1 to 867 code for a protein of 288 amino acids. Lineage: Eukaryota; Fungi; Ascomycota; Sordariomycetes; Ophiostomatales; Ophiostomataceae. The transcript has a single exon.